Musa acuminata subsp. malaccensis (wild Malaysian banana) is the source of this 1149-nucleotide messenger RNA. RefSeq names its product oxygen-evolving enhancer protein 3-1, chloroplastic. The record is from RefSeq and is a predicted model, not a curated record. Gene Ontology annotation, cellular component: photosystem II oxygen evolving complex; photosystem II; chloroplast. Gene Ontology annotation, molecular function: calcium ion binding. Gene Ontology annotation, biological process: photosynthesis; photosynthetic electron transport chain. Lineage: Eukaryota; Viridiplantae; Streptophyta; Magnoliopsida; Zingiberales; Musaceae.
CUCUCCAACUCGAGAAAGAGAGAGAGAGACGGCACAAGCGAUGGCUUCCAUGGCAGGCUUACGCGGCUUGUCCCAGGCAUUGCUCGAAGGGAGCCUUCAGCUCGGCGGCUCAAGCAGGCUCGCCGUUCCCCGCGGCAACCGCGUGGCCGUCGCCCGGCCCGGGCUUGCCGUCCGAGCCCAGCAGCAGGCUGCGACCGAGGGUGAUUCCUCCGCCGCCCAUAGCAGCCGCCGCGCUGUGCUUGGUAUCGUGGCCACCGGGCUCGCCGGCGGAUCCUUCGUCAAGGCCGUGCUCGCCGAUGCCAAAUCCAUCAAGGUCGGCCCGCCUCCCCCGCCCUCCGGCGGCCUCCCUGGGACCUUAAAUUCCGAUCAGCCAAGAGAUCUUCAGCUUCCACUGAACCAGAGAUUCUAUCUGCAACCACUACCUCCAUCGGAAGCUGCAGCGAGGGCGAAGGAGUCAGCCAAGGACAUUCUAAAUGUGAAGCAGCUGAUUGAUAAGAAGGAAUGGCCGUAUGUUAUGAAUGACCUCCGCCUCAAGGCAGGAUACCUCCGUUUCGACCUCAAUACCAUCAUCUCCGCUAAACCAAAGGAGGAGAAGAAGACACUUAAGGAACUCACUGGAAAGCUGUUUGCUGCAAUUGAUGAGCUUGAUCAUGCUGCAAAGAUCAAGAGCACCCCACAAGCUGAAAAGUACUAUGCAACAACCAAAUCUCUCCUCGAUGAUGUUCUUGCAAAGAUAGGCUAGAGGCCUGCAUUUGCUGCAGGUCGAUGUCUGAACUAUUCUUCGGAAUUCUUAUCUCAAUAAAGAUAUCAUCAGUGAUGUAAGCUUCCAUCUUUGUCCAGUUUGCAUCUUCGGGCAGCUCGAGACGCCUAGCAAAUCCAUACUCCCACCAGGGGCCAUUUUUCCAGUCCUUUGGAUCAGUUUCUCGCCCUCUCCACCGCCCACUGAUCUCGACCACCAUUUCCUUCAGGUUGCAUACAUCCACAUCACAUUUUCUUGCACCAACUGAAAAAAACAUGAGGCUCUUAAGAUAUUGUAAUGCUUAAUCAGAUUCAUGAACAUUUAGACGGAUCGGAGGCAUCUGAAUGCUUGGUUUGUCCUCUGUUAAUCUUCAAGUAGAGAAGUUUUUGGAGAAGGUUAUCAUCAUACAU